Brassica oleracea var. oleracea is the source of this 1446-nucleotide messenger RNA. Its product is annotated as xylosyltransferase 2-like. The transcript is spliced from 5 exons. Lineage: Eukaryota; Viridiplantae; Streptophyta; Magnoliopsida; Brassicales; Brassicaceae. Gene Ontology annotation, cellular component: membrane. The record is from RefSeq and is a predicted model, not a curated record. Gene Ontology annotation, molecular function: glucuronosyltransferase activity. The coding region runs from base 70 to 1368 and encodes 432 amino acids.
UUGUCAAGUUCAGGAAAAUUGAGAAUCAGGUUAGAGGCAACCUCGAUUUGUGACGAUCAUACUUCCCUCAUGGUGAAGAUCACACAAAGGCUCUUAAUUACAGCGUCUUCAAACUCAGAAAAGAGAUGGAUUUUCCCUUUAGCAAUGGUUUCUCUCAUGUUCAUAUUCCUGACAGCUGCAUCCUUCAACAUGGGUCUCCUCUCUUCCAUGCGUUCCAUUAACUCACUCAUCUUCUCCACCAAUCUAUCAACCGCAAACGAAACAAACAUCAAACUCCCAGAGUCAAAGCUCAAUCAGUCCUCUUCACACCCUCCUCCUCCAGUACAGUCUAGUCCUCGCUUUGGUUAUCUAGUAUCAGGGUCAAAAGGUGACUUAGAGUCUCUAUGGAGAGUGUUGAGAGCACUGUACCAUCCAAGGAACCAAUACGUUGUUCAUCUCGACCUUGAGUCUCCUGCUGAAGAGAGACUCGAGCUGGCUAAACGUGUGAGUGAAGAUCCUGUUUUUCGCGAAGUUGGUAAUGUUUUCAUGAUCACAAAGGCUAACCUCGUUACAUAUCGUGGACCAACGAUGGUGGCUAACACGCUUCACGCAUGCGCCAUUCUCUCGAGGCAGAGUAAAGAUUGGGAUUGGUUCAUCAAUCUCAGCGCCUCUGAUUAUCCUCUUGUGACUCAAGAUGAUCUUAUUCAUACAUUCUCAGGGCUGGACCGGAACCUAAACUUUAUCGACCACUAUAGCAAACUAGCCUGGAAAGCAGAGAAACGGGCAAAGCCUUUGAUCAUAGACCCGGCGCUUUACUCGACAAAGAAGUCAGAUCUCUUUUGGGUUUCACCUAAUAGAACCCUGCCAACUGCAUUCAAACUAUUCACUGGUUCUGCUUGGAUGGUCUUAUCUCGUUCCUUUGUAGAAUACUGCAUCUGGGGCUGGGACAAUCUUCCACGGACUCUGUUAAUGUACUACACUAACUUCCUCUCUACACCGGAAGGUUAUUUCCACACAGUGAUAUGCAAUGCACCGGAGUACUCGACCACGGUGGUUAACAGUGACCUGCAUUACAUCACGUGGGACAGACGUCCACAACAGCAUCCUAAGACGCUCAACAUCAGUGAUACAGAGAAGAUGAUUGCAAGCGGAGCUGUGUUUGCCCGCAAGUUCAUACACAAUGAUCCUGCCUUGGACAAGAUUGACACUGAGCUGCUCGGUAGAGGUAAUGGGAGCUUUACACCUGGUGGUUGGUGUGCAGGCAAACCGAAGUGCUCAGAGGUUGGUGAUCCGUCAAAGAUCAAUCCUGGUCCUGGAGCUAACCGGCUACGUAGGCUUGUUAGCAGACUUGUUUCGCCAUCUAAACUGACUCAAAGACAAUGCAGAUAGGCUAAAUACGCUUGCCGCUGGAACUCAGAGGCGAUCUAUGUAAUAUGUUUCAUGCCGUAAUGCAAUACAACUCACUUC